AUUUUUCUUUUGUUCGGGAGAGCAUGUGUUUCUCUUGUCUUGGUUGGGUGCACAAAUCUUCUUUUAUGUGUGCUGCUUCUUACGCUGUUGCCUAGACGAUCACUGGCUUUCACUGAGGAUGUCUGGUUCUCGUAAAGAGUUUGACGUGAAGCAGAUUUUAAAAAUCAGAUGGAGGUGGUUUGGUCAUCAGGCGUCAGCCCCUAAUUCUGCAAUUGAAAACCACCAGGGAGACUUCUGGAACAGAGCACAAAAUGUAACAACUGGUGGCACAAAGUUUUUAGAUUCAGGUAACCUACCUUUAACAGCAGUUGGUUACAGAAGGUCCAGCCAACAGGAUUUCCAGAAUUCACCUCCUUGGCCAAUGGCAUCCACCUCAGAAAUCCCUACCUUUGAAUUCUCAGCAGAAGACCGUGGAGGUGCACGUUGGCUUGACAGACAAGAAACAGAUGACAGAGCGAGUGAAGAAGAAAAUGAAUCGGAUAGCAGUUCGUGCAGAACUUCCAACAGCAGUCACACCUUAUCAUCUUGUCAAACUAUGGAGCCCUGUACCUCAGAUGAAUUUUUUCAGGCUCUCAACCACGCUGAACAAACUUUUAAAAAGAUGGAGAAUUAUCUUAGACACAAACAGCUAUGUGAUGUGGUGUUAGUUGCUGGUGAUCGUAGAAUUCCAGCUCACAGAUUGGUUCUCUCCUCUGUUUCGGACUACUUUGCGGCGAUGUUCACUAACGAUGUGAGGGAAGCAAGACAGGAAGAAAUCAAGAUGGAAGGUGUGGAGCCAAAUGCAUUGUGGGCUCUGGUUCAAUAUGCAUAUACAGGUCGCCUUGAAUUAAAAGAAGAUAAUAUUGAGUGCCUGUUGUCUACAGCUUGCCUUCUUCAGCUCUCUCAGGUUGUAGAAGCAUGCUGUAAAUUCCUAAUGAAGCAGCUUCACCCGUCCAAUUGCCUUGGAAUCCGAUCUUUCGCUGAUGCGCAGGGUUGCACUGACUUGCACAAGGUGGCUCACAAUUACACUAUGGUAUGUU
Molecule: messenger RNA, 1019 nt
Organism: Apaloderma vittatum (bar-tailed trogon)
Lineage: Eukaryota; Metazoa; Chordata; Aves; Trogoniformes; Trogonidae
Product: kelch-like protein 5
Exons: 5
Molecular function (GO): protein binding
Source: RefSeq, a predicted model, not a curated record